CUUGUUUACCGUGUAUGUUGUUGUUGUGUAUAAUUACACGACCAUGUAUAUUUGUAAUUAUGAAUGAGCAGUAACACGAAGCCUCGUUUAAUCCAGUCGUGUGAGAACAGCGCUGCCUCUUUAAAACCACUGAGAGGGGGUCUUUAUUUGGCAGGAAGUUAGCCGCAGCUAACAGGAAGUCGAGUAAUGAGGACACUUUGAGGUGCAGGAAUUGGCAAAGAGCAACGAGUCUAAACACUGCUCUCUACACUCGUUACAACUCCCUCUGAUAAAGGAGGAACAAACAGUCGGCCACUUGUGUAUGAAGACAAGUCAGAGGCAGCAAUGUCUUCAACAGUGGAUCUCAAGACCAAGGAGGAGAAGGAUGCAGAGCUGGACAGACGAAUUGAAGCUCUGAGGAAGAAGAAUGAAGCUCUGGUCAAGAGGUACCAGGAAAUCGAGGAAGACAAGAAGAAAGCAGAGCAGGAGGGCAUCGCUGUGACAACACCUCGGAAGCCGCGUCCCCACGAGCCGGAGACCGACAGGAGGAAGAUGGAGAAAGAAAACUUCACCGUCACAGUCGACCUUUCUAAACCAACAGGGGAGAAGAGAGUUGUGAAUGACUGGAAACCUGGAACACCUCGUGGCCGGAAGAUGUCAGAGGAAAGUGACGGGCACAGAGGGCAGAGCGACGGGCACAGAGGACCGAGCGACGGGAACAGAGGACCGAGCGACGGGCACAGAGGACCGAGCGACGGGCACAGAGGACCGAGCGACGGGAACAGAGGACCGAGCGAUGGGCACAGCCCCCCUAGGAGGACGGGAUCAGGACGGAUAGGUCGAGGAGGACAGAGAGGAGGAGGAGGAGGAGGAGCCCGCCAAGACAGGAGAGACCGAGAACCAAGGAUGCCCAGAGAUGGAGACCCUGGGGAGUUGGGAGGACCGGGACGCAGAGGAGGAAGGAGAGGAAGAGGAGGAGAAGGGGGAGGAGGAGGGACACCGGGUGGCAUGGACAGGAAAUCCAAGGAAUGGGAGGAGAAGAGACGACAGAACAUUGAGAAGAUGAAUGAAGAAAUGGAGAGAAUAGCAGAGUAUGAGAGAGGACAGCGGGCGGAUGGUGACAAGCCGAUCCGUAACUUCCUGGAUGACCCGAGGCGUUCAGGCCCAGCACCAGACACAGACCGCAAGGAAGGCAGCAGGAGACAUGUACGGAACUGGGGGGGGCUGGACUUUGACAACGUGAAGACAGGAGCUGAACUGGAGAGAGAGUGGACUAGUCGAAGGCCGGGUCCAAAAGGCUCUGUGGACAUGACCAUGUCCAUGACUGGCCGGGAGAGAGCAGAGUACCUGCGCUGGAAGAAGGAGCGUGAGCAGAUUGACGAGGAGAGACUAGCACGCCAUCGCAACGCCACAGGCCAGUGGAGACGAGAGUGGGAUGCACAGAAGACUGACAACAUGUUCAAGGAGGACCCAUAUGUGGCUGCAGAGGGCAUCACAUCCGAGCAGGGCAACAGGAGAGCCCGGGGGCGUAACUCUCGUACAGAGCCUCGGGGCAGGGCCUCAGAUGAUGCGAAGCGGCCGCCGAAAGCUCCGACAUUUGGCGACUUCCUGUCCCAGGGCAGGACCCAGGGGCCCCGAGGGGACCGGAGCAGAGGAAAGGGCCGAGGACAGAAACCGAGCUAUAGCAUGCAUGACAACCGCUGGGAAGGAGAGAAAGAAGAGGAGGAGAAGGAAAAGGAGGACAAGACAAAGAGAGAGGAGAAGACAAAAAAGAAGGAGGGGGAAGAAAAACCCAAACCACCCGCAGCACCAAAGGUGGAGGAGAAGGCGGGAGACGAAGAGGAUGAUGACGAUGAUUGGGAGGAUGCCAGUGAUGGAGAAGGCGACGAGGAAGCAGUGGAGGAAGGGAGCGACUCAGAACACGACUCCAGGGGCGAUGAGAAGAAAGACACUGGGAAAGAGAAACCAGCUAAGAGCAAAGACAACUCCCCUACAUCUCCCACGCCUCGUUCUCGACCGACAUCAGCGGGGAGCCCCAAAGAGCAGCGGACUCCCAGGCCGAAGGUCCACAUCCCCCCGCCGGCAGCAGCUCAGGAGUCUCCAGAGGGAGGAAAGCCCCUCAGCCCCUUCUCUCCGUUGGAUGGCCACCAGCCUGUGUCAGACUGGGGGGAGGAGAUGGAGAUGCUGUCGCCACGAAGCAGCAUGGGAGGCGAGAGCCCCCUGAAACCCCCCAGCACUGAGGCCAGCCCAUCACAGAAGAAGACCCAGGAGCAGGAGCAGGAGACAGAGAGCCAAACUGGAAGCUCCAGUGAACCUGCUGAGCCACAGAAAGAGGAGGAUCCAACUGUCGACGUUUCCUCUCCUCCAGACAAGGCUGAAACCCAGCAGACUGUGAUAGUUUCAGAACCAGAGUCUGUCCCCACAGAUUCCCCCGCUGCACUGUCGUCUGACGCCACCCCCUCUGAUUUCUCUGUCCCAGCCUCCUCUGAGGUCAGCGAGGUUGCUGUGACAACGGACCAGGAUACACCUACUGCUCCAUCACAAGACAAACCAGACACUGCUCCCUCUCCCGCUCCCGCCGUCCUUGAGGCUGACCAGAGCUCUCCUGAACCAGCAGGAGAGAGAGAUGACGACACAGCGCCCGCUGGGACCAAUGCUGCUCCGACAGCAGAAACUGUGGAGUCCUCAGAGCAGACGUCUUCAGGCUGAAGCUGCUGGGAACAAACAGAUUCACUUCUGGGGAGGAUGGAGAGAUGAAAGGAAGAGGAGACGUCUGAAGGCCAUCACACUACUCAUCACUGGAGUGGCCAUCACAGGUUAAUCAAAAAAAAAAAAAAAAAAUAUUUAAACCAUCAUGCAGAGGUGGAGGGACUGUGCAUCACUGACGAUGGACCAGGGUGUUUUUAGUGCUCUGUCUCCGAACUGUUUUUAAGUCUUUUGGAUCAGUCGGUGUGAUCACCUCUGAGCAGUUGCCAUAUUUUGUCUCACUGUUAAAUAUUAAGAAAUCAUGAGUAAAAUGUCUGACAGUCACUGGUUUUCAGUACUGAAAAGCUUCAAAAUUUUCUGCCCUGGCAGUCGGAUCUCAAGGUUUUCUGUGUUGAGAAAAUUUGUCCAGAAGACGACUUGUGUAGAAAUCACAGAAGAUAAUUUAAGGCACGUGCUGAUAAAAGAUAACUUGACCUCGCCCUCAGAGCCUCACGGAAACAACAAGCUCAGUUCUCCCUCUGAGAUUUUAAGUGUAUAAAUUGACCCCGUUGAGCCUGGCAGCUGGAAUCAGCUGACCUGUCACUGAGUGAUGAAGAAUGUUGUAGGUGAUAACAUGGUGUCCAGCACUCACUGGCUGAACCAGGCUCUCUCGCAGGCUUUCAGCUCACCAUUUUGGAGUUUCUUUUUUUUUUCUCACAUAGUGCUCAACUGUCUCAGGAACAUAAAAAAAUCAUUUCUGUGUUGUUUUUAGCUGGAAAAUGAUUGAUUAUGAAAUGAUUGAUUAGAUUCUUUUUUUCUUGUUCGCUUGUUGACCUUAGCAUGUGGUGAGUUAACCAGACUGUCCUGCUGUAAACGUGUCUGACACGAAUCCAUUGCUCAUUGCUGCUACGAGCUACAUGAUAAGAGUGCUCCACUGACUUUGAUAUGUUAGACAUGAUUGACAUUUUUUUUAAAAGGAUCAAAAUAUUGCUGCAGAACCAUAAAUAUUAUCUCCUUCAAUCCUUGCAUUUUUCUUUCUCGUCAAAACCUGGUGCCUACAUUACCCACAAUGCAACUGGACUGCUAACCGUUUGGUCAGAGAUGAGGAGCAGGCUACAGACGUCUGGUAAACUCACUUCUGUCUAACUCUGCACCCCCUGAUCUUUUUGUUUUUCAGACUUGUAGUUCUCAGACUCUCCCAACAUCGACUCAAGUGACAUCACUUGAGGACAUUUCUCAGACUUCAUACAGCUCCCUCUGGAGGUGCUACAGGCUUUACACUACCUCUCUCACAUAUGCAGUAGUACUCCCCCACAACCCUGUAAACAAACUUUGAUCUGUUAAAUUGGUGGAGCUCUCCUUUAACAUUAAUCGCAUUGCCGGUUUUGCCUGAUGGCUAAUGAGCUAGCUUACGAGCUCCACUGCUGGAGUAGAGGCUGACAAGAUUGUUAGUGUGAGCUGCAUUUGUGAAUGAAUCAAAAUGAUGGCACUGUUAAUUUUCCUGCAGAACAACACUGAUAAACCUUCGCCCACUAAACACUCUCACACUGUCCUCAUCUUUCUCUCAGUCAGUUUUUAUUUACACAUCAUUAAGUGUUUUUUAAACUCACAGCAGCCGUUGCAGUUGCUCUGAGUUUUGUCUUUCACCUUUAAAGCCUCUGUGACUUUCCUCUUGCAGUCAUCUUAGCUCCAUUAGUCUUUAUAAUGUAGCGAUGGGACUCCACCAUCCAGCCUGCCUGGCUCUUUGGUUUUAUUUUGUGGCUUCUAAUUUCUCAGUUUUUAAGACCGUACAUGGAAAACUCCCUGAACCCCCCCCCCCUUUUUUUUAAAUUAUCAUCAGAGAAAAUAGUUCUUACAUCUUAGUGACAUUUUUCAAAAAUGAGGAUUCUUCAGUCUGACUGUUUACAGUGUCACUGCAGGUGGUUCAUGAUGCUUUAAGUGUCAUUUAUUGUAUGUUUUCCAUCAGAGCCAGCUGUGCAGGCCUGCUCUGUGUGUUGCAGAAUAACUGAGCGACCGGCUGCUCAAGAAAAAGAUGGUUUUGUCAUUUUUGGCUGAUGCUCUCAUCCGGAUUAACUUGCAGGAUCAGGUGUCUCGCUUAAGGCACGCUGAGAGAUCAUCAUGUGACAUCUUCACACCUCUUCCUCAUCUCAAAAUACCAAUUAUGUACUUAGAGCAGUUGGUCCAUUUGCUGAUUUAAUCACGUACUUCUGUGUCAUAAUCAGAAAGCAUUUUAUAUUUUCACUGAUGCAGUGUGCGCUGUCACUUUGUGGCUCUGAUGGGUUGUGAAUCAUCAGAGGCCAAUUCUACAGAGAAAUCUGUCAUAUCCGUCUGGUAAGAUUUCCCCUCUCUCCCCAGAUGACACACUGCCUCUGCAAUCGACAGUUUGUUUUUAAAUGAAGGGUUUCAUUUCAAAAUGGUUUAAUGACAUGAAAAACUCAAAGGGAUUGCAGUGAAUUAUUGGUUUUACAUUAAAAAUAUCCUUUAAACAGCCUUAAUAAGAAUUUGGAAAUACUUCUAUUAUUGUCUAAAGAGGGCCGCAAUGUUUUUUUUGUUUUUUGUUUUUUAAUUUUGGGAUGAAACCCUUCACUCAUACCUCAGCAGACCAAGGGCUUGAGUUUGAUUUGUGAGUUUCUGCUUUGGUUUCAGACAGCUUGGUCUUUGAAUCAUGUUGGUUGUAGCAGCUUGCCUGUGGCGUUUGAAGACACAGGGAUAAAUGGGAUGCUUUAAUGUUUUUUGUGUUCUGUAUCAGAGGAAUAAGUGAUGCAUUUGAAGUGAAUGGAGCUGCAAUAUGUACAGUUUUUAAAUGGAAAUGAACAUUCCACAGUUGGGUGUUUGUGCAAAAAUGUAGCCUGUGAGCUAUAAAAAAUAUUUUCAUUUUUAUGUUUUGUUUUGUUUUUUUUUUUGUUUGUUUGUUUUUUUGCAUAUGGAUGUUUGUUUUUCUGAGCUUCGAUGUCAGAUUGUGUUUAAAGCAGUAGAUAUUUCAAUGUACAUCCAUUUCUACAAUGUCUUCCUGUUUGAUACAUGAAAUCGCUCUGAGAACUAGCAAGGUUUUUGCCUUUUUGGAGUGGCUUGCAGCUGUUUUCAUUAAAUGAUAAGGACGAGCAUGAAUCCAGAAUUGUAGCUUUUUAAUGUCGUCUACGCCGUCAAUGAAAUAAAUGUUCCCCAUCAGCUCACGCACCAGAGAGACAAAGAACCCAGAUGUUUGUACAGAUUUUCAAAUUGUGCACCCACAUGAAAUGUAAAGCACGCUGUUGCUUUAUCAGUUUUUGGUUUUUCUCAUUUACCCAAUAAAUGUUUUUCUCUGA
Lates calcarifer (barramundi perch) is the source of this 5969-nucleotide messenger RNA. It is a transcript of the gene ccdc9, whose product is annotated as coiled-coil domain containing 9. Bases 325 to 2688 code for a protein of 787 amino acids. The transcript has 16 exons. The record is from RefSeq and is a predicted model, not a curated record. NCBI's taxonomy places the organism in Eukaryota, Metazoa, Chordata, Actinopteri, Centropomidae.